Molecule: messenger RNA, 500 nt
Organism: Anopheles moucheti
Lineage: Eukaryota; Metazoa; Arthropoda; Insecta; Diptera; Culicidae
Gene: spt4
Product: transcription elongation factor SPT4
Exons: 4
Coding region: 67-417 (116 amino acids)
Biological process (GO): regulation of transcription elongation by RNA polymerase II; positive regulation of DNA-templated transcription, elongation; chromatin organization
Cellular component (GO): DSIF complex; nucleus
Molecular function (GO): zinc ion binding; RNA polymerase II complex binding
Source: RefSeq, a predicted model, not a curated record
GGAAAGACGCCGUGGUACACUUUUGGCUGGACUGUUCCUGGAGCUUUGUUUAGAAAACAGAAAAUAAUGGCUUUCGAUUCAAUCCCAAAAGAUUUACGGGCGUUGCGGGCAUGCUUGGUGUGUUCAUUGGUAAAGUCAUUCGAUCAGUUCGAAACCGACGGCUGUGAUAACUGUGAGGACUUCCUACGAAUGAAAAAUAACCGGGAACAGGUUUACGAUUGUACCAGCAACAAUUUCGAUGGAAUGAUUGCGGUUAUGACUCCGGACGAUAGCUGGGUUUGCAAGUGGCAACGAUUAAGUCGCUUCACAAAAGGAAUCUACGCAAUUUCUGUAUCCGGAAAGCUUCCCAAUAGCAUAAUCAGGGAAAUGAAGAACCGUGGAAUUCCGUAUCGGCCCCGCGACACGAGUCAGCGAUAGAUUUUAUACGUUUUCUUUCGUAUUUUGUAAUAAAAUGAAUCAUUUAGGUAAGAUACAAGACAGAUAUAAAUAAAGGGAAAUUG